This is a messenger RNA of Opisthorchis viverrini, 2711 nucleotides long. RefSeq lists its product as hypothetical. NCBI's taxonomy places the organism in Eukaryota, Metazoa, Platyhelminthes, Trematoda, Opisthorchiida, Opisthorchiidae. Gene Ontology annotation, molecular function: protein binding. The record is from RefSeq and is a predicted model, not a curated record. Gene Ontology annotation, biological process: transcription initiation at RNA polymerase II promoter. Gene Ontology annotation, cellular component: transcription factor TFIIE complex. The transcript is spliced from 15 exons. Bases 62 to 2353 code for a protein of 763 amino acids.
CUCGCCGCAGCAGGGCAUUCGUGGCGUCGUAUCCACUAAAGCAAGGAUACUUCGACUAGGAAUGCCUGUCAGUUUGUGGGAUGAAUCCGAUUCAGAGGACGAAUUACUGCCUGGCUGGCAACAACUGGUCGGGCCAGAGGGUCGAGUAUUAUUCUACAACUCCCGAACCGGCCUGUCGAGUCUGCUUCAUCCAGUCUCUAGACGACAGAAACGGGUCACGAAUACAUUACCACCAGGAUGGAACAACUCGACGGAUCAGGCUGGUCGACCCAUUUUUACACACGAAACUACUGGUCGAGUGAGUUAUGUUGACCCUCGCCUACUGUCAACGGUUACUGAAGGUUCACGCACCACUUCGAGGUUUGACCAGUUUUCUACUGUUGACGACGUCCUUCGUAACAAGGAUCUUCGUGGAAGGGUGAUUUUGGUCACCGGGGCUGGCUGUGGAAUGGGCAGAAUGAUUGCCACCAAUCUGACGUCUCAUGGGGCAGCUGUAGUCUGCGCUUGUGCUCGGUGCCCCCCCGACGCGCGUCCUUUGAUUCCACCUGAUCCAUGUCUGAUGAGUCCUCACUCUGGAGGUCUUUUCUGGAUUCCUUGUGAUCUGAAUAAUCUUUCCACUGUCAGUCAGUUUUGCCAGAUUUAUUCACAAACCGGUUGGCCCAUCAAUGUCUGCAUAUUCGCUUCUGAUCACUUUCCUUCUCCCAAGCUUCCCAGCUCAUGGACAGGGCUACCAUUUAUUUUACCCAAGCUGUUGAAGGUGUGGCACAAGCUCGCUUGGAGGAAGCCUGUCACCUCAAUCCAACAAACUCUGCAUAAGGUUUUUCGCCGAUUCUUUCCAAUAAAUUCCUGUGAAUGCAAUCCACACGGAGACUCUUCCGGUCUCACUUCUGAUGGUUUCGAAGUAACCAUACAACGAAAUUACUUGGCACAAAUGUUGCUACUUCAUUCCAUGGUCACUGUUAUUGAGCGAACAAACAAAACUGUUUGCAAACCGGUAGAUCGCUUCAGAGUUGUCUUCCUUUCCGGUCGGUCCUAUCAAAGCAUCAGCGAAGAAUGGCUGUCGGAUCAUAUUGACCACCUACUUGGUUUCCGUCAUGUACCGUCUGGAUUAUCCAACCGAUUACAUCACUAUUCUGGAAUACAUUUGUUACAGUUAAUGUUCCUCGCAGAAUUCCAAAAGCGCCUUGGAACAGCUUAUGUGAACGGUUCCACCGGAGCCUUCCCUUCAACAGUUCUCGCUUGUGAUGCUGGAACUAUUCUUUCAGUUCACUGCGCUGGAUCUUGGUGGAAGUCGGUACGGUAUGCACUACUCGACCAGGUCCUACUGUGGCUGCGUUUCGUUCGAAUCAUGUUCAGUUGGUUCACCCAGUCCUCUGCGCAAUUGCUCGCUACCCCGUGCUUCUGUGCAACAGAUGAUGGGAUUGUCAGCUGGAGGAAUGUCAAAGUUGCCGGACAAAAUUUUCCCGUAGUGGACUUAUUUCUUGUUGUUCCUCUCCUAGACAAAAUGGACCCAAAUCUUUUGAAAGAACGAGAGGCCUUUCUUAAGCGUGCACGAGCUCUACCGGUUGUUGAGAAACCACGGAUGGCGCCACAAUCCGUCGAAGCCUCCCCUAGCCCUUUGCGUCGUACUGCCAGCUCAUCUGCGUCGGACAUGAGGUCUCUGGAUUUGCGACCGCAGCUCCAGGGCAGAUUUGCCGUACUCUCUAAAAUUGUCAAAUAUAUGAAGCAGCGUCAUUUGGAACGGGAUACACACCCCCUCAGCGUAGAAGAAAUACUUGAAGAGACAAUGCUUCAUGACACCCCACAGUCUACUAUCCGAUGGCUAGAAGAUGAGGCCUUACCAAAUAAUCCGAAAAUCCGAGUCACACCAGAUCGUAAAUUUGUAUUCCGACCACGUUACGACAUUCGAACACGACAGGACUUGUACCAGCUUCUCAAACGCCAUGAAUUGAAAGGACUCGGAGGCGUCUACCUAGAUGACAUUGCAGAAUGCAUCCCAGAUGCCGAGAAAGUCGUCAAUGGAUUUGGUGAUCACGUUAUUCGAAUUGUGACACCGCACGACAAGAAGACUAUCCUUUUCUACAACGACAAAACGUUUGACCUGAAUAUUGAUGAAGUUUUCAAACAGCAAUGGCGCGCUGUCAGUGUGGAAGGCAUUCAUGAAAGUAAAAUAGAAGAGUAUCUCAAACGGAAUGGAAUAUCAUCAAUGUCAGGAGAUAGGAAGACGUUCAUUCCAACACAACGCAAGAAGCCCGGUCAACGGCGGAUUGUUCAGAGACCGGUGAAAUUAAAGGAUAACGAACAUGUUGAAGAUAUUAUUGAAGAUUUCUCAGACAAACUUAAUAAGAAGUGAUCUCAUUCGCUUUGUACAUAGGAACCUUGUGACUUUUCUUAUCUAUCCAACCCAAUGUCUGUGUUAUUUCCCUCUGCCCACUGAACCGAAAGUUAAGGUUGAUUAUGUUUGAUUUUGUGCUGAUGCUUUUGGGAGGAGCGGUUGGUCUGGCCCGAUCACGGUGGGCCUCAUACCAAUUCUCGCGAUGACCUUUUCAAACUCAUUGACACACGAGUUGUCGUGGUUUGGACUGUAGUUUGACGGGCAUAAAAUAUUCACACAGUAUAACGGAAGUCGAUCUUUAAUGUCUUGAAAUGUACGAACCGCCUUAUUGUUUGUCAAAUGUAGUAUCAUGAACAAUCCAUUAAACAGAUUAUGA